CCUCUCACUCAUUCCUUUGUCUUCCCGGGGAUUGGCAGGUUUUAUUAUUCCGCCUGAACAAGCCGGGGGCGGAUUGGCUGCGGCGGACUGACGAGGGCGCCGAGCCGGAGUGUAGUUGGGAUUCUGCUCUGUCAGUAACACAUGUGUGAGGGCAGCGGGCACACGCGCACCGUGCGGGCACACACGCACUUGCAGCCUCACGCUUAGACGGGCACAAGGGCCGCCCCCCGCGCCCCGCCGCCGCAGGAUCCUGGCAGCAGCUCCGCGCCCGGCCCCGCUCAAACUCGCCGGCUCCCGCCCGCUCCGCUGAGGCGCUCCGGCGGGCCGCGGCCGGCCAGCUCCGCGCCGCGGGAGGCUCGGGAGCCGCCGCAGCCCGGAGAGGGGGCGGAGGUGGGGGAGCGGGGGGGAAGCGGCACAAAGUGAAGCCACAUUGCCAAACUUGCCCGGCGAUUGCAGCAUCGAGCGGCGGCGGCGCCCUGCGUGUGCGGCUCAGCGGCGGGGACCGAGCUCUGCAGCUCCCCUCCCGGGAAGCGGGAGCUGGAGGAAGGACCCGGGCAGACGCCUCUCAUAGCAAUACCUAUAUUUUUCCAGCCUGGGCUGCCCCUUGCCGGGCGGGGGGCUCCCUCCAGCCGGCGAGAGGGCGAGCGCUGUGCUUAUUUCUUUGCAAGAAGAUCUCUUCAGGCACCCCGAGCGGCGCUCCCCGGCCUUUUGCAAUAUAGAGGGGAAGCAGGCCAUGGUGAACCCCGGCGGCAGCGCGCAGCCGCCCCCGGUCACGGCGGGCUCCCUCUCCUGGAAGAGGUGCGCCGGCUGCGGGGGGAAGAUCGCCGACCGCUUCCUGCUCUACGCCAUGGACAGCUACUGGCACAGCCGCUGCCUCAAGUGCUCCUGCUGCCAGGCCCAGCUGGGGGACAUCGGCACCUCCUGCUACACCAAGAGCGGCAUGAUUCUCUGCAGAAACGACUACAUCAGGUUAUUUGGAAAUAGUGGUGCUUGCAGUGCCUGUGGACAGUCCAUUCCUGCUAGUGAGCUGGUCAUGAGGGCACAGGGCAAUGUCUAUCAUCUUAAGUGUUUUACAUGCUCUACCUGCCGGAAUCGCCUGGUCCCCGGAGAUCGGUUUCACUACAUCAAUGGCAGUUUAUUUUGUGAACAUGAUAGACCUACAGCUCUCAUCAAUGGCCAUUUGAAUUCACUUCAGAGUAAUCCACUACUGCCAGACCAGAAGGUCUGCUAAAAGGUCAGAGUAAUGCAGAAUGCGUGCCUUCAUCUCAAAUUUUGUUCAUCACAGAUGGAUCCCAUGUCUCCAAGUAGACAAGUCACCUUUGUAGCUAGCAUCAAUGCCAGCUCCAUACCAUUGCACCUUCUUUAUUCUUGAUUGCCCUUCCCACAUUUAUUGGUGUAUUAAAAUGACUGAAUAUGAACAUUAAGGACUCCAUGAACCUGGGCUAAUGGGAGACUGUAGAGAAAAUGAAAAAAGAUCCACCGGAGGACAUCUUGGGGGGGGCGGGUGGGGAAGAUGACUAAUGAAGCUAAUUAAAAGAAGCAUUGAAAUCUGCUUUCUACCCUCAUUAACAAUUAGCAGGGCACUGGCCAGUUUGUACCCUGUGUUUUACCUUAACAACAUUCUAUUUGCUCUUUGUAUAUUUAAGUGUUGUAAGGAAAUGUGUUUCAAUCAAACUGAACAUGAGAUAAAGAUGUGGCUUUUGUGAUAUUCUAUCACAAACACUUUUAUUGUAUCUCUGUAAAAUACAAUGUAUGUAUGCAUGUAAGUGUUUUUGUCCUAAUGUUGCUACUUCCCAUGGCAAAAGAAAAAAGAAAAAAAAAGAAAAAAAAAAGAAAGUCAGGCUCAUAGCAGCUACUGUGUAGAAAUUUUCACCUACUUCUAAUUUGCUGAAUGAAGAAAAAUCUUUUAUUUGUGAUAUUUUCAGAGACAUUUGCUCUAGUAUGGUGUAUUUAAAUAAUAAAAAGUAAAACAAAACCGA
Pyrgilauda ruficollis (rufous-necked snowfinch) is the source of this 1979-nucleotide messenger RNA. It is a transcript of the gene LMO4, whose product is annotated as LIM domain only 4. Bases 734 to 1231 code for a protein of 165 amino acids. The transcript is spliced from 5 exons. Lineage: Eukaryota; Metazoa; Chordata; Aves; Passeriformes; Passeridae. The record is from RefSeq and is a predicted model, not a curated record.